ACGAGAUGUCUAACAGUGCGCGGACCGUAGGAAGUGCCGAGGAUUACUCGAACGACGAUGAGACGCACUCGGCCGAACGGACCAUCGAGUCCAUCCACCGACGGUUGCAGCGGUUCGAUUGGCCCGACUAUCUGGUGUUCGUGCUGAUGCUGCUCAUCUGCAUCGUGAUUGGGCUCUACUUUGGAUACCGCGAUCACCAGAAGCACAAGCGGCAGAAGAAUGCACGGCGCGGUUCGGAAGCCUUGGACUAUCUGGUCGGUGGACGCAAGAUGAAGAUCUUUCCCGUCUCGGUGUCGCUGGUGGCAAGCUGGAUCUCGGGCAUCUCGCUCCUGGGAACAUCGACGGAGAUCUACGUGUACGGGACGCAGUAUUGCUACAUUGUGCUCGCGGUGAUCAUUAUGGGCUUCGUCAUACAUCACGUGUUUCUACCGGUUUUUCAUGAUCUGCAAAUUACCUCGGCGUAUGAGUACCUACAACGACGGUUUGAUCAACGGAUGAGACUGUUUGGUUCGAUCCUCUUCACCGUUGCAUGUCUACUAUGGAUGCCGAUCGUGAUCUACGUGCCUGCCUUAGCUUUCAAUCAAGUAACUGGACUCAGCAUCCACGUUGUGACACCGAUCGUUUGUAUGAUUUGUGUUUUUUACACCAGCAUAGGAGGACUGAAAGCAGUCGUCUGGACGGAUGUUAUUCAAUCGGCAAUCACUCUGCUGGCACUGUUGACCGUGCUGGUUAAGGGCACAUACGAUAUCGGAGGACCAAUGGAAGUGCUGAAGCGCAAUCUGGCCGGUGAGCGGCUCGAAGCACCGAUCUGGAAUCCCGAUCCAACGCUACGCCAUUCCAUUUGGAUCAUACUGAUCGGAGCACCGGUUUGGUUCUGUUACGGUGUAUCCUGCAGCCAGGACAUGAUCCAACGAUUCUUGGCCCUUCCGACACUACAAGAUGCCCGGAAAGCGCUGCGCGGUUUCGUCCUCGGCUGGAUCGUCGUUAAUAUGAUCUUCUUUCUUAUCGGUUUGCUCGUGUACGCCACGUAUUCACGGUGCGAUCCACUAACGACACAGCUAGCCAAGGCGAAGGAUCAGCUGUUGCCGCUGUUUGUGAUGGAAACGUUUGCCGCGUACCCCGGAAUGACGGGUGUGUUUGUGGCGGGCAUUUUUAGUGCCGCACUGAGCUCACUCUCGUCCGCCCUGAAUGCACUGUCGGCAAUUACGCUGGAGGAUUUCUGCAAACCGUACUGCAGUAAACCACUGACGGAGAGGCAGAUUAGCUACAUUAUGCGUGGCUCGGUGCUAGUGUACGGGAUGCUCUCGGUAGUGCUGUCGAUCGCGGUGGAACAUCUGGGCACGGUCAUGCAGCUAACGAUGACGCUCAGUUCCGCCUCAGGUGCUCCCUUGUUUGGCCUGUUUGUCAUGGGUAUUCUAAUGCCCUGGGUCAACGGAACGGGCGCACUGUAUGGUGGUGUGACUGGGUUGCUCGUCAUGCUGUACACCUGCUUCAAGGCGCAGUAUUCGAUCGCUUCGGGAAGCCGCACAUUCGAUACCAAACCCACCUCGGUGGCCGAUUGCCCGUACGAGUUUGCCUUCAAUGCCACCGGUUCGUUGGGUGACGAGGAUGAGACGGCUUACGAGCAGAUGGAGAAAUCGUUCUACCACAUGUCCUACAUGUACUUCACUCUAUUCGGGACGAGCGUCACGUGUUUGACGGGAACGGUAAUUAGUUUGCUGACGAAGCUGCGGACCACCGACCGUCAGCCACCGAUCGAUCCGAUGCUGCUUGCACCCUGCAUCCGUAGGCUACAGACGAGAGUCGAACCGGUAACCAUCCACAACGUGCCGACGACACUGGACUGCAAACAGCAGAUCGAGUUGCUCGAGGACUCCACGAGGCAGACUAAGCCGGGCAAGCGGAACGAUGAUUGAUCGGUUCAAAAUGGGAUUCGGUGGCUAGGUGGCUCACGUACGGUGGCAAUGUUUGGUAUUUAAAAUGUUUUGCAAAUAUAC
Messenger RNA from Anopheles aquasalis, 1997 nucleotides. RefSeq names its product sodium-coupled monocarboxylate transporter 1-like. The record is from RefSeq and is a predicted model, not a curated record. Gene Ontology annotation, molecular function: symporter activity. Gene Ontology annotation, biological process: transmembrane transport; sodium ion transport. Gene Ontology annotation, cellular component: membrane. NCBI's taxonomy places the organism in Eukaryota, Metazoa, Arthropoda, Insecta, Diptera, Culicidae.